AAUAAAACUGCAUCUUUUAUUUUUUUUAAUACUUUUAUUGAGAGGUGGCAACUUUAAAUGACAAAACAUCAAUAUGGAUUGAUUUCAUUUGAUGUUAUCAACAUUAAAAAUUAAUAAUAUAUUCCAUGUUUUAAUCUGCUUUAAAAAGAGAUCUCGUUUCAUUCAUUAGAAUGAGUCAACCUCCACGGUCUAAUGUUGAUUCAUAUGGAUUUGAAUGGCCAAAAGACUUUAACUAUGACCAGUAUGAUGAAUUUAUGUCAAAAUACCUUUCAGUUCUUGGUCGUAGGGCCAAGAAAUGGGAUAAGCUUUUGAAUUCCAAAGAGGGUUUAUAUAAAAGUAAUAAAGUGAAAAGGUAUGUUAGGAAAGGUAUACCUAGCAACCAGAGAGGAGUGGUGUGGUCAUAUAUUAGUGGUGCUAAGGAGAUGAAGGAGGAGAAACCUGAUCUCUAUACAACUAUUCUCAGAAGCCCAAUGAAGCAGGAAAUCAUAGAAACCAUUGAUCUUGAUAUACCUCGUACAUUUCCUGAUAACAUUUACUUCAAAGGAGCAUCUCCAGAUUCUAAACGAGAAUCUUUAAAAAAUGUGCUAUUAGCAUUUGCUCAUCACAACCCCUUAAUUGGUUAUUGCCAAGGUUUAAAUUUUAUUGCUGGUAUAAUGCUGCUAGUCACUGACAAUGAAGAUAUGACAUUCUGGCUACUUCAAAGUUUGAAGGAAAGAAUUCUUCCUGAUUAUUAUACAAAAGAGAUGACCGGCCUUCUUACUGAUAUUGGUGUCUUGGAGGAAUUAAUUAAAUCUAAAGUGCCGCAAGUUCAUGAGAGAAUGCUACAAACUGAUGUGUCAUGGUCUAUGUACGUCAGUAAAUGGUUUAUCUGUUUGUUUGCUGAAGUUCUUCCAAUUGAAACUGUACUUCGUAUAUGGGAUUGUUUGUUUUAUGAAGGUUCAAAAAUAUUACUUAGGGUUGCAGUUACUCUUGUAAUGAAAAACCAAGAUAAAAUUUUAGCUGCUAAAAAUUUUGUUGAAAUCACAGAAGUUUUCAAAUCACUGCCACUUGGUGCUACAGUAACAGAAUGCCAUACUUUUAUGCAGAGCAUAUUUCGAGUACCUGGAUCAUUUCCAAAGGCUCUUAUUUACAAGCUGAGAGAAAGUUGCCGUCAAAAUGUAGAAAAAGAACAAGCGCACACAAAAGUUCUCCAAGAACAACAGAAGCAAAGGCAACUGGAAGAGAAAAAAGCUAGAGAAGCUGCUUUGGAACAAAAACGUCUCCAGGAAGAAAAAGAAGCUGCUUUAAAAGCAGAGGAAGAGAGAAUUGCUGCUGAAGCUGCAAGGGACAAUCCUUGCAAUGGAUCACCCGUCAAUCACGAAGAAGAUUUGAAAGCCACUGGUGAAUUAGCUGGUGGAGAUACAAAUGAUGCUCAAACUCCGAAUGAAUGUUCAGCUCCUGAUCCAAAUCAAGUCUCAAACAAAGCUGUGAUAGAAUCAUUAAGUUCAGAGUCUAUUAAACAAGUUGCUAAUGGAACUCAAAGCAUAAUAAGUCCGGAAAACGGUCAGAAGGCGUCGGCUGGAAUAAUUCCAGAGACAAACGUCUAAUUCAGAUCCAUAUUAAAUCACAAAUUAUUAUAGCAAUAACUGUUGUAGACUUCUAGGUUGCAAAAUGAUAUAAGAGUUAUCACAUAGGCAUUAAAAUUUAUUGCCUCAACAUGUUUAGAAUGUUCUAAGAUCUAUGCACUUAAAGUUGAUGUGUUUGUUGAUUAUGAAAAAUAGGACUUAUUAUUAUUGUUGAGGAGAGUAAAUAAUUACUAUGUAUUUUAGUACAUAUACAUUUGCAUAUUACAUGACUGAGUAUGACAUGUACACAGCCAAAAUUUGUGUAUUGCAUAGAAUGAGGAGAGUAUCUAAAUAGUAUCUAAGAAGAUUAUCAACAGUGCCAAUUCUUAUUGUAAUGUGUUUCCAAUUGUUACUUUCCUUGUAAAAAUAUGCAGGAUUAAAAUUAAACUGAUAGUACUCAGAGGCCUGUAGCUCUGGUUCUACUGAAGGGAUCCUGAUGAAACUUCAAAUACACAUUAUAUAAACCAUGCGGUUAAGGAUUCCAUAAAAAAAAAAGCUCAAAAUUUUUACCCAUCGAUGGCGCUGUAGCAAAGAAAAUUAAAAUACCAGAAACUAUUGUCCUCUUUUCUGUAUAGCAUCCAGAGGAACAAUUUUCUGAAACUUAUGAAUAAUUUUUUUACCUGCUUUUCUGAACAUCCUUAAGUUUUUCAUCUGCCGGUAG
This is a messenger RNA of Parasteatoda tepidariorum (common house spider), 2265 nucleotides long. RefSeq names its product growth hormone-regulated TBC protein 1. NCBI's taxonomy places the organism in Eukaryota, Metazoa, Arthropoda, Arachnida, Araneae, Theridiidae. Gene Ontology annotation, biological process: regulation of GTPase activity. Gene Ontology annotation, molecular function: small GTPase binding; GTPase activator activity. The record is from RefSeq and is a predicted model, not a curated record.